UCAUCAAGGGGGGAUGGAGACAAUAAAAGAGGAGAAGAAGGAUUGGAAAGACAAGACAAGGUUCUCCAUACCUGCUGCAACCAGACCAUACCUCAUCAGUCAACUCCUUCAUACAGACUCAAUACAAUGGAAUCUGCCAUCAAUGUACUUGUCUCCCAGUUCAAGACCUUUGCUGGAAAGGAUGGAUCCUCAAACACCUUGAGCAAAGAGGAGUUCAGCAGCCUGGUGGCCUUUCAACUACCUACUUUUGUCAAGAACGCCAGCGAUCCAGCCGUGAUCGAGCAGCUCAUGGGCUCGUUGGACGAAAACAACGAUGGGGAGCUGACAUUUCUGGAGUUUUGGCAGCUGAUUGGAAAACUUGCCAACAAGCAAGGGGGCUUUUAGCCAAUAAAAAGACUUCAUGGGAAUCCGUUGGACUAAAGAGUGUGUAGCAUUGUGCAUUAGGCUACAGUCCAAUGAAAUGAUCCUGUAGGUAGCUGUGUGGUAAACUUAUGAUCUGAAUUGACAUGCACAAUUCUUUAGUUGAUCAUUUUCUAAAGCAGGUGACUUUGAAUAAAAGGAUCCAUUGUCUUAACUCUC
Salvelinus sp. IW2-2015 is the source of this 579-nucleotide messenger RNA. RefSeq names its product protein S100-A11. Gene Ontology annotation, molecular function: transition metal ion binding; calcium ion binding; calcium-dependent protein binding. The record is from RefSeq and is a predicted model, not a curated record. Lineage: Eukaryota; Metazoa; Chordata; Actinopteri; Salmoniformes; Salmonidae. Gene Ontology annotation, cellular component: perinuclear region of cytoplasm.